Messenger RNA from Rhipicephalus sanguineus (brown dog tick), 1788 nucleotides. Its product is annotated as arylsulfatase B-like. NCBI's taxonomy places the organism in Eukaryota, Metazoa, Arthropoda, Arachnida, Ixodida, Ixodidae. The record is from RefSeq and is a predicted model, not a curated record. The transcript has 11 exons. Bases 1 to 1788 code for a protein of 595 amino acids.
AUGAGUCCCGCCGGACUCCUCCAGCCACUUGAUGUUCCCUUUGACCCGUUCUUCCGAGUUGGCCUGGACCUCCUAGGUUCUUUUCCUGCAUCUGUUUCCGGAAACAAGUGGAUAGCUGUCGCGACGGAUUACACAACCCGUCCUACCAAAAGCAUAGUCUUCUUUAUGCUUUUCGCAACCAGCCAAGGGUUGCCCGCGGAAAAAGCUUCAAAGCCUCCACACAUCAUUUUCAUUCUGGCUGAUGACCUUGGUUGGAACGACGUCAGUUUCCACGGUUCCCGGCAGAUUCCGACGCCGAACAUCGAUGCCCUGGCCGCGACGGGCAUCAUCCUGCAACGCCACUACACGCCAACAGUGUGCACACCUUCUCGUGCCUCUUUGUUCACGUCUAUCUACCCGGCUCGAAGCGGCGUGGGCUACGGGGUACUCGUGCCAGCCGCGAAGGCCGCCGUACCAUUGAAGUACGAGCUUCUACCGCAGUGGUUCAAGCGGCUGGGAUACAGCACUCAUAUGGUCGGAAAGUGGCACCUGGGAUAUAGGAGCAUGGAGCACACACCAACAUGGCGCGGUUUUGACACGUUCUUCGGAUACUACAACGGCGAAAUGGCCUAUUAUAAUCACACCGUCACAGGAUCUGUCACCGACCUCAGAGGCACGUACUCGACGCAAGCCUUCACAGACGAAGCUAAACACAUCAUCGCCAAUCACAAUGUUGAAGAGCCCCUAUUUCUGUACCUGAGCUACCAAGCAGUUCAUUCCACCUGCGAAGAUACCAAGCCUGAGGCACCACAAGAGACUGUGGAUAAGUACAGCUACAUCACAAACUAUAACCGCAGCGUCUUUGCAGGCGCACUCCACGUCCUGGAUCACUCUGUGGGUGAGGUUUUGUCGGCGCUUCAGUCGCGCGACAUGCUCGCCGACAGCGUGGUGGUGUUCACCAGCGACAACGGGGGUGGGCCGAUGGACGCUUCGCUAAGUGUUCCCAACACUGGCAACAACUGGCCCUUGCGUGGCUCCAAGGGGGACAUGUGGGAAGGGGGCAUGCGAGUACCGGCGGUGCUCUGGUAUGGACGACUAAACAGCUGCCGACCACGACGACCUUCGCAGCAGCUGAUGCACAUUGUCGACUGGGGGCCCACACUAUACGCGGCUGCAGGCGGAGACGUUUCGGACCUCGGUGACGUAGACGGAAGGAACCUCUGGGAGGCAUUGACUACGUUCAAGGACAUCGGGCACGAAGACGUGGUCCUAGAGAUCGAAGGUUGGAAGGAUGCGGCGGCCAUCAUCUCCGGCAGGUACAAGCUGGUAAACCGUUCUGAGGAUCCCUGUGAACCGUACCUGAAUAACCGAGUGCCUCUCCCGGAAGGAGAUCCCCCCGGAGGCCUCGACCUGGAUGCCCUGAUGGUGUCAUCCGACGCAUGGAAAGCAGUGCACGAAGCGACCAUCCACUCGGACCCACGCUUCUGGUCUCCGCCUAGACCCAACUGGCGCCAAGAGGCAACGAUUGCGUGCAGCGCCAGCGGCGAGCCAACGGUCAAUUUCGAUCCGUGCGAGGACGUCUUUGUCUUCGACAUCUUCAACGACCCGUGCGAGCUUAACAAUCUGGCGUCCUCUCAGCCUGAGUUGCGGGACGGUUUGCUAAAAAAACUGGCAACCUACCGACUGAUCUUAUCUCCUCGUCCUUCGAACGCGGAAGUGGACGAGCGGGGUCAUCCGCAACACCACGACUGCACCUGGUCUCCGUGGGUGGACGUGGAGCCUUCGCCGCAAAUGGCUUGCCCCUGCUGA